Messenger RNA from Pocillopora meandrina, 5597 nucleotides. Lineage: Eukaryota; Metazoa; Cnidaria; Anthozoa; Scleractinia; Pocilloporidae. The record is from the annotation of a GenBank genome assembly.
AUGUAUUUCGUUCUCCCGCCAAAUUUGAAGAUGGCGCCUGUAGCGUUUACGUUUGUAGUUCGCUUUAGCACCGAGGUACGUUGAACAACAACUUUGCUUUUGCAAAUUUUUUCGUUAUUUUUUCCUCAUAAUGAUUGCAAUGCUUCUUUUUAAAUAGGAUGCAAUCUUUAAAGCUGAAAAUUUAUGCAAGGGAAAGACAGAUGCCACGAGCGCUUGGAAAUGUGCGAAAGAAGACACGAAUUGUGGUCGCAUGGAAGCUGAAUUCCAGCUCGAAAAGGCCUCUUAUAUCAGUCACAUCGACAUUGGUGUGUGUUAGUCCUUCAAUGAAAUAACAGUGAAAACUUCUAAGCUGUAUCAACAGCUCAGCUGAUUAUAAAGCCAAGGAAUGCACGUGAUUCCUCAUAUCUUUGUUCUUCUAUUCAUGUUUCUUUGUGCAUUCAUUUGCUUAAGUGUAACACCUUUGUUCGUUUUUGGUUUUUUGUCGCUUUUCUACGUACUAUUAGUUUAAUUUUCCAUAUUCUAUAAAAGACAUGAUAGAUAUAUAGAUAUCUGAGAAGUCUUCAUUUCGUCCGCCAAUUUUACCGGAGCUUUUUACUGUUUUACAAAUGUAAUCCGACUCCCUCGACAGUAUGCCUUUACCAUGUCAAAAUGCAAUGGUAUAUAAGGUAAACACGGGAAAUAACGCCUCACUAGUAACCGUUAAAAGCGCCAUGAGGGAGUUACACACUGAAAUUUUUAUACUGGAAUCCCCUUCAUGUUCGAUGCCUGCAUCUUAAACUUUGAGGACAAGCAAUAAGUUCAAAUAAUUUUGCAAUAUCUUACUAAGUUACCUUAGAAAAUUUUCUGCUGUAAAGUUUCCCAAGGGUCUUCAGUUCUUAAUGCGAAAGAUGUUUCAUUUUACAGUAGAAAGGAGGAUAGGGAGGUAGGGGAGAUGCCCUGGCCAAGAGUCAAGUGUGCUAGAAUGUCUGCUAUUGUACACUGAUUAUUGCUCUGCCUUCUUGAGAAAACAUUUUACUCUCAGUGCCUCUUUCCACACAGGAGUAUAACUGGCUCCUAGAAAACUGACAGGGAAGCUUGACAAAUUAAAAGCCUGUGAUUGUCUAGUUUCACAUCCUCAAAAAUAGUUAUACUUGUACUUUUAUUUGCUUUUUACAACCAGCUUCAUGAAACUCUACUAAAUCUUUUCCCCAGGUAACUGUGGUUCUUCCUUCAUUGAGAUUUUGGUUGGAAACUCAAUGUGGCCUCAGGAAAAGCCAUUUUUAACUUUACUACCAUCAGCCAUGCUGAUGACCCCAGCUGAGUGUAAACACUGGACUAAGACACACACUGUUAGAAUGUUUAAUCACAGUAUGUAUCAUAGUGGAUCACAUUGUACUGAAUGUUAUCACACUGGAAUAUAUGUAAUAACAUAAUAUGCGACUAUUACAGUCUAUAGUCUGUAUCAUUUUACACUACUACCUAUGUUGGUGUAAUAAUCAUGAUAAAUUAAUAUAUAGUAAAAAUAAGUUAACAGCAUAAAUUCUUACAGCAUGGAUAUUGCCAACUAGAAGAAAUUAUACGGUUAGUUAAUGGUGUAAAAUCUUAUAGUAUGUAUAUUUUCAGGCUAAAAAAAAUUACAAAUGAAUAAAGGGGGUAAGUUUCUAAAGAAACUGUGGUGCUGCAUCAGUGGGAGAAUAUAGCAGGUAACUUACUGCUAACAACUGAGUUGAAAACGUAAAUUGGCUACCAUAAAGAGUGAAAAAGCUGGUGUUUCAAGUGUUAGCCCUUCAUCAUCCCUCUGACAAAGGGCUAACUGACUCUUUUCCAUGGGAAAAUGUACCCUAUAGUUAAUGAAGACUAAAUAAAAUAUUUACAAAUAAAGUUAAACAAAUUUAAAUGCCCAAUGAAAUUGAAACAUUAGAUAUAUAUAUAUAUAUAUAUAUUAAACUUGGUUGUGUCACCCUUUUUUAUUGAUGGUAAAUAUUUCUAAUUCAGAUUCCUUUUCCAAGCAAGCCCUAGGAAGUCAGUGGGAUCGCAUAAGAGUUACCUGUCGACAACCUUUCAGGUCAGACAAGCAAUUUGGGCUGUCAUUCAUAAGGGUGGCUUCAGUUGAGAGUGACCCUGUAUCAGUCCCUCCUGCAGGAGUAUCUGGUUCAACAGCCACCUUAGGGCAAACUUCACAUGAUGUAAAUGAUGAUGAUGGUAUUGUGCGAUUGAAGAUGGCAUCGGGCCUCAUGGGUUGCCUUAGGUAUGAAGCAAUUGUUGUAGGCAAAUAAUCUCAGUCAGUGCCUGAACAUGCCAUUGUGUUCUUUCCAACAAAGAAACAAGAAAAGAUUAGUAAAAACUUUUUUUUGUAAAUUAAUUUUUUAGGAGUUUUGAGAAAGGAAGCCCUGAAAGUCCACUGAACAGAGCAGGAAAGAUGUUACAGGCUGCUCUAGACAGCAGAUCUCCGACAACUCCAAGGAUCAAACCUGGAAACAAAAGGUCAUCACCUGAAAUUGCAUCCAGUCCUGAAAGUCCUUACAAGAAAAGAAACUGGCACUCACCCAGUGAUGGUAAGUCUGCUUGUUUAGACAAAGUUAGAGGCCAUACAACCAUUGUUACCAAUAACUAACAUUAGCUUGACCUAAAGUCUAAGAUUACAGUAGAACCCUGUUGACUUAAACUCCCAAGAGAAGCAGAAAAAUGGUUUGAAUUAGCAUGGGUUCAAGUUUGUUUGAUAGUAAAUGACCGCAAAAAAAUGGAUUGAGGGAAAUCAGAUCUUGUUCCAGUUACUGAAAGGUUUGAGUUAGCAGGCUACUACUGUAUAUUUGAACCACAAUUACCACACUUAUCAGUGUCACAUGGUGAUAUUACCACUACUUCAUACACACAGAUUAUAGGGACUAGUACAAAAAAAAACAGAAAAAGGUACGAGACAUAAAUUAAGCUACUGAGACACCAUGCAAAAACCUUUCCAAAGGUGGUAAGAUGUUUUGUUAUACGCACAAAGUUAUGGAUUACAGAGGGAAUCUGAGUACACUGGAACCCCACCAAACAAUCUGCCCCUGACUGGAAACUUUAUAAUUGUUUCCUGAUGAUAUUCCAGAAUCUUCUUUAAAUCAUAACCUGGCCCCGUCAUCAUGACUGACCCGACAACACUUUGCAUUGGUAUCCCAGUUACUCUCUGCAGAACUUGACAUUACCUCUUCCCUCUCAUUGACAUCUAUGUUGAAUAAAAACUUCUCACACCAGAAAUUAUUCUCCAUUACAGAAACAAAUUUAAAGAAGAAAAAGCAAGAGAAGACAUGGAGCCUUGCUGGGGAUGUAAGAAUAGCAUUUCAAUCUGUUCUUUUUGUGCUUAAAAAAAACCCUUCUAUUUCACAUGCCAUAAUUUCAGGAAUGUUUCCAAUCCAACCAUUCAAGUUAAAUUUACUCUUCAGUUGACAGUUAAAGAACAAUUUUUGGAGAAAUACAUAAUAUAUAUAUAUAUAUAUAUUUUUUUUUUUUUUUUUUUUUUUUGUUUUUAGAUACGUGAUGAAGUGGAACUAUUUCUUGAGGAUAUUGACUUCACAAAAAUUGAUCUUGGAAGUGUUACAUUUAAAGGUAAUCAAUUUUAUCUUCAGUUGUAUUCAAUCACAAUUUAGUAGGAUACCUUCAAACAAGACUCUAACUUUUGGCUCAAAACUGACGUCUGUCAAAAUUAAAUGACCAGCAUCUUUCACUGGUUUCAUGCUAUGAAUAUUAACCCUUUAACUCCCAGGAACUCCCAGGAUCUGAUUGUUAAUUCUCCCCUCCAGCUGCUACACAUCCCCUUGUAAAUUUGUUGCAACAAUUUGGUGAUAGAUCAAGAUAACAACUUCUACCUAAUACAUUUGAGUAUUCUCAAUACCUGUUUGCUGGAUAGUGGAUGGAUAUUGUAAGGAGAAGUUAUGUGUGAAUCACUUCUAGGAGUUGAAGGGUUAAAUAGACAUGUUUUUAUGUCCUUUAACAGUUUGUUAGCAUAUGGAGAAAUGCACAAAGUUUCCUGUUGGAGUUUUAGCCUCUUUCACUUGACUAGACCAGGAUGGUAAACAUUAUCUCCAUUUUAUCUUCAUCUUGUAAACUACAGCUUUCUCUUUUUGCAAGACAUAUAUUAGUAUUUUUGUAUGUAUUCCAAAAUUUUACAAUUUAUCUAUCAUAAGCUUAAUUGUCUUAAUAGUUUUUUGCUUCAGCUACUAGCACUUAUUUAUUUGUAGAGGGUUCAUAAACUCUAUUGAUAAGCAUGACACGACUGUAUGUCAGGUACUUUGUGUUUCAUUGUCUAUUUCAAUGUGUUUUUUUUCUUUCACCCAGACUUGAGAAGCCAAAUGGAGGCACAGAGGGGUUGUUCUCUCACCAGCCUUGAGAAGAAAGUUUUUCUUCAGGUAACCUCUGACUAGACAACUGACAAAAUUAGUUGCAAAUGUUAAUAAAUGGUGAGAUUUUGUUUGAAUUGUCUCUUAAUAUCCAAAGUAUUUUCUUUUUCACAGAUGACAAAGGCUGCCAUUGAUAAAUUACAGCCAGCUGCCGAGGACAGUGAUAGUGAUCUAGAGGUAAUCUACACUGUGUGCACCUUUAUGCCUGUCUGUAGUGAUAAAAUUAGGACUGCUACUCUCCUAAUAAAUUAACAGAAAGAGAUCUCCACUUUAAGUUCAUUUUUUGUGAUGGCUAGUGAUUCUUAAUUUUCAGGAUGUUUUGGAAUUGUCCACAAACAAAUGUGAUACAAGUCCAAGUCUUCAAAUGGGCAAAAAUCCUAGCAGAGCAAAGAAACAGCUCAGAGAGAGGUUAGUUAUUCAGUAAGAACCACCUAAGUAAUGCAUUCCAAUAAUGAUAUAUCUAAAUCCUCCUUGAGCUUCUUUAAGUGGAAUUUUAACAAACAAAAGGUCUGGUUGAGAGAGGCAGAUGCACAAUUAGCAUUAGCAGGCCCUGUUAUUGUUACAAAUGUUACUUUUCUUUGUUUGUUUGUGUGGAUGACUUCAUACAGGGACUUGUUGGGGAAGAACUGUUACAUUGUGACUGCUCAUAAUACAAUCUUUGCUUGAAGUUUUAGUAAUGCAACAUCUGCUUCAGAAGAGAAACCCUCUGCAACUAUGAACCAAAAUCAAUCACCAGAUUUGACAUCAACUGUAUCUAUGCCUGAAAACAAAACUCAUAGAAGUAGGAAGAAGCCAAUUCUUUCUGUUGACAUAUUUGAGGAGGACAUCCCAUCAUCUUCAUCGAGGUUUCUUGAGGAUGACACAGAAGAACUCCCUUCUAUGUUAGAUUCUUCUGCUAAUAAGCCAGCAAAAGAAGAGCUUUUCCACUGUGGCAACUAUGAAUUGUCACCAUCACUUGCCAAGAAAGCAUCAUCAAUAUCUUUAGUGGAAUGCCCAAUCUGCAGCAUGUUCUUCCCAUUAACAAAGAUUGAAAUUCAUGCUGCUUUAUGCAAUAAUAAAACAGAUGUUUCUCAAACUAACACUACCCUUGAAGAUGACCAUAUUCCAUGUCCAAUAUGUUCUAAGUUGUUUCCACUGGCUUGGAUUGAACAACAUGCUGAUAUUUGUGUGGAAACAAGCAGAAGCAAUGAUAGCAAUAACAUGGGGAGAGAAGUAAUUACUACUCAAGGGAUUUUAUUAUGA